Messenger RNA from Paramecium sonneborni, 1617 nucleotides. The record is from the annotation of a GenBank genome assembly. NCBI's taxonomy places the organism in Eukaryota, Ciliophora, Oligohymenophorea, Peniculida, Parameciidae.
GGAGAAAUGAAUUGUAAUAUUUAACAAUAAUAUUUUGAAUAGAAUACAAAUUGGUUGGAAAGAAAGGAGAAGGAACAUUUUCAGAAGUGAUAAAAUCAUAAUCAUUUAAAACAGGGAAUUAUGUUGCAAUAAAAUGCAUGAAAAAUAAAUUUACAUCAAUUGAACAAGUAAUUAAAAUGAAAUUAAUAUUUAUAAAGGUUAAUCAUUUAAGAGAGAUAUAGGCAUUAAGAAAGCUAAGUCCUCAUGAUCACAUUAUCAAGUUAAUAGAAGUUCUUUAGUAUGAAAAUGAAUUAAAUUUAAAUUAGUGAUGAACCUACAGGAAGAUUAGCUUUAGUAUUUGAAUUGAUGGAAUAGAAUUUAUAUGAACACAUUAAAGGUAUUAUUAUUAACAUUUUAAAUAGGAAGGAGAUAACCCUUAAAUCCCUAAAAAGUUAAAUCUUUUAUGUACUAACUGCUAAAAUCUAUUGAACAUAUGCAUAGAAAUGGAAUCUUUCAUAGAGAUAUUAAACCGUAAUCAAUAUUCAAAUUAUUAGUGAAAACAUUCUACUAAACUCAGAUCAUCUCAAAUUAGCAGAUUUUGGAUCAUGUAAAGGAAUUUAUUCAAAACAUCCCUAUACUGAGUAUUAUAAUAUAUUAUUCUAGAUAUAUAUCUACAAGAUGGUAUAGAGCCCCUGAAUGUUUAUUAACAGAUGGUUACUAUGAUCAUAAAAUGGAUCUCUGGGGAGUAGGAUGUGUAAUGUUUGAAAUUAUAGCUUUAUUUCCACUCUUUCCAGGAACUAAUGAAUUAGAUUAAGUUAAUAAAAUACACAACAUUUUAGGAACACCUAAUUAAAAAGUUUUUGAUAGAUUCAGAAAGUUUAUUCUUAUAUAAUAUUCUAGAUAAGCUACACAUAUGGAAAUCAAUUUCCCACCUAAACAUGGUAGUGGUAUCGAUAGAUUACUACAAGGACAAAAUAAAGAAUGCAUUGAUUUAAUUAAAUUAUUGCUUAUUUAUGAUCCAGAAGAAAGAAUUAAUGCUUAAUAAGCCUUAAAACAUGAAUACUUUCGUGAAUUAUUUGAAGCUGAUACAUAGAAAAGCUUUUAACAUACUUUAUAAUAAAUCAGAGUUUCUAAUCAUAGAGAAUAGUAUCUAUAAAUAAUUACAUUUUAGAAAUGAUAACUCACUUGAAAGAAGCCAAAGAAUUGAAGAAAGCAAAUAAUAACAUUAGUUGAAUUUCAAAAAAACUUAAAAUUAUUAUGCAAAAUCACAAAAAAAAUCAGGAGUAUAUUCUCACUUAUUAUCAUUUUAGUUACCUUCUUUACAAUUUGAUUUGAGAGUAGAAAGCAUUUAUAAAAAUACUUAACAUCAUGACAGUGAUGAUGAUCUUGAAAAAUAAUCAUCUAAUAAAUAAAUGAUGCUACCACAAAUACCUAAAUCCAAAAAAUAUGAUCCUAAAAAAAUAUAUGGUAAACAAUAAUAUGGAGGAUCAUCAAAUUAACCAUAUUAGUUUAAUUCCAAAGGUAAUACUAUAUUAACUUAAUCAAAUAGGUAAAAAAGCCACACAUGGUCUAUAAGGUGAAUAUAUAGUUUUUGGAAAGAAAGCAAUGAAUUAAUGAUAUAUUUUAAGUUUUUAGUUG